UCCUGGUCAGCAAAUGGACAAUCGGUCUGAUCCAUAAUCAAGGGUGAAAGCUCAAUCACCUGACGUCAGACGAUGGCCCGCAUUCCCCGGAUCAGCAACGCAACGCAUCAUUCUCAUUGGCGAACCCUCCGGAUGCCUUGGAUGGAAGAAAGCCUAGAAGUGGGAUUAUGAUCCUAGCAUGAUCGAUGAUGAAGGUCCAGUCGAGUCACUCGAUGACUAGAGCCAUGCUUGCCUUUCCCUUAUAACGCACCCAUCCCCUCAUCGGUCUCUUCAUCCAUCCAGUCAUCCAUCUCCCCAACCAGCGUUUCAUCCAAGCUAUCCAUCCACCACUCAUAUUCCUGAUCUACACAGUUAGAGUGAGAAACAAAAGAAAGAAAGAAAGAGAACGUUAUCAAGAAUCAGGAAAAGGAAAAAAGAAGAUGAACAAUCCCGGUGAUUCCUCCUCCCCCCCUCGCCACUGGCACGGGACUGUCGGGGACCGUUAUGAGCAUCACAAUGUCUGGGUGACGGGCGGUCCCCCCGGCCCAUAUCGACGACCCUCUUUCCUCGAGUCCUUCCCAAUCGACCGCUGGCCUUCCACCUCCUCCACAAUGUCUAGCAAUUCCAACAACUCGAACAACCCUGUCGACAGCCAAGCCAACCCUCCCACAGUUCAAGACAACAGACGCCGCUCCAGCGGUCAUGGCCCCUCGACGCUGUUCGAGAGUCUGACCAACCAGAAGCGCAAUUCCGGCGAUGCCAGCGCGACUGCCCGUCGGGCCAGCUACGCCGAGCAGGGUGCUAAGGGCGGCUACUUCUCCAAAAUGUGGGAUGAAUAUACCCGCGGUAAAUAGGGGUUUCUAUCUUAGUUUU
This is a messenger RNA of Aspergillus candidus, 852 nucleotides long. RefSeq lists its product as uncharacterized. Lineage: Eukaryota; Fungi; Ascomycota; Eurotiomycetes; Eurotiales; Aspergillaceae. Bases 420 to 833 code for a protein of 137 amino acids. The record is from RefSeq and is a predicted model, not a curated record. The transcript is spliced from 3 exons.